Molecule: messenger RNA, 7260 nt
Organism: Helicoverpa armigera (cotton bollworm)
Lineage: Eukaryota; Metazoa; Arthropoda; Insecta; Lepidoptera; Noctuidae
Product: zinc finger protein ZFP2
Exons: 22
Coding region: 499-2910 (803 amino acids)
Biological process (GO): regulation of transcription by RNA polymerase II
Cellular component (GO): chromosome; nucleoplasm; nucleus
Molecular function (GO): RNA polymerase II cis-regulatory region sequence-specific DNA binding; DNA-binding transcription repressor activity, RNA polymerase II-specific; chromatin insulator sequence binding
Source: RefSeq, a predicted model, not a curated record
AAUAAUAAUAAAUUGUAUCUCAUUCCCCCCAUACAUUAUGAAAGGUCGUUGUAUUUCCAAUAACUACAAGUCUUUCGUUUGCAAAUGUUGUUUAUGUUUACAGAUAGUAACUAAAGAGUAUUAACACAAAGUACUUUCUGUAGAUUUAGCUCGGGAUAAUAUGACAUAACUUUCACCGAAACGUUGAAUAAAGUAUUAUAACCCGUUUUGUUUACAUUAGACUUGUAUUGGUUACUAAAUUACUUGUCGUAUGACAACCGGCGUCGCGCAGCCUCGGCUUGAAAGUUGGGGACAAAAUUCAAUAACGAAUUGGCCAUUUUAUUGAUGGCCGGGGGGGAGGCUGGGUGGAGACAGUCGGUCGGUGGCAGAAGUUGAAAAUGGGGGAGCAAAGAGGUCGCCAUUAGUUUCCCAGCACAUUGGGGCGUAGGCGUCGGGGGUGUGGCACGGGGCGUGGGGGUCCCCGUGCCACCCCCUGGCGACCUACUCGCCACUAUCUCCAUGUUCGAACAGCAGAUCAAGGCUGAACCCAUGAGUUUCUACACAUCUCAUCCACACGUACACACCGGUCCCCCAACAAUAAUUCGGUCAGAUUCAAGCCAUGCCUCUAUCAUCAACAUGAACCAGCAUCACCAAACACACCAGGAGGAUUCUAAAGAUAGCCUCAUAGUACAACAGCAAGUACAACAUCAGCAAGAUCUCAUGGAACAACACCAGCAACAACAAGAAAUGCAACAACAAGACGAUGAGCUGAGCUUCAAAGGCAUGGAAGAUGAAGGAGUUGAAAUGGAUAUGGAUGGACGACAAUGUUCUCAGGGUAUGGGGGUGGACAUGGGAUCAGUACAAACUAAAAUGGAAGUAUCAAAUGGUGGACAGUCGACGCCUCGAUCUAAGCCACAGGCCUGUAAGGUGUGUGGCAAAGUUUUGUCGUCAGCUUCUUCAUACUAUGUCCACAUGAAGCUCCACUCAGGAAACAAACCCUUUCAGUGCACUGUGUGCGAUGCAGCUUUUUGCCGCAAGCCGUACCUAGAGGUGCACAUGCGCACCCACACGGGCGAGCGCCCAUUCCAAUGCGACCUCUGCCUCAAGCGCUUCACGCAGAAGUCCAGUCUCAACACGCACAAACGCGUGCACACAGAUGAGCACAUGCGCGCGUUGAUGGUGAAGGACCGGCCCUACAAGUGUGAGCUCUGUCAGAUGCGGUUCACGCAGAGCUCCAGCCUCAACCGACACAAGAAAAUUCACACGGAGGAACACAGACGUGCGCUGCUGGCUAAGGAUCGGCCCUACCAAUGCGGCAUCUGCUUUGUGAGAUUCACCCAGAAAUCAAGUUUGGGCCGGCACGGAAAAAUACAUACCGAGGAGCACAGACGAGCCCUGUUAGAGAAAGUGCGGCCGUACCAGUGCCACAUCUGUUUUAUGCGCUUCACUCAGAAGUCCAGCCUGGGACGACAUGGGAAAAUACACACUGAGGAGCACAUCCAAUCGCUGAUCAACAAAGUGCGCCCCUAUCAAUGCGACAUCUGUGACAAGCGGUUCACUCAGAAGUCCAGCCUUGGCACUCAUAAACGUAUACACACCGGGGAGCGGCCGUUCCAGUGCACCGUCUGCCUCAAGUCCUUCACGCAGAAGUGCGCGCUCAAUUUGCACGAAAAAAUACAUACGGUGCAAGGGCGUCCUUUCGCGUGCGGGCAAUGCCCGGCGGCGUUCGCCCGCCGCCCCUACUUGGACAUUCACAUGCGCACGCAUACAGGCGAGCGGCCCUAUCAGUGCGACGCGUGUCUGAAGCGCUUCACGCAGAAGUCCAGCCUCAAUAUACAUAAGAGGACGCACACAGUCCAGGGCAGACCGUUCCAGUGCCUGUCGUGCCCAGCCGCCUUCACCUGCAAGCAAUACCUGGAGAUACACACGCGCACCCACACCGGCGAGCGGCCCUAUCAGUGCGACAUCUGCCUGAAGCGCUUCACACAGAAAUCCAGUCUCAACAUCCACAAGCGGACGCACUCAGUGCAGGGGCGGCCCUUCCAGUGCCUGCAGUGCCCCGCCGCCUUCACCUGCAAGCAGUACCUCGAGAUACACAACCGCACGCACACCGGCGAGCGCCCCUACCAGUGUGACGUAUGCCUCAAGAGAUUCGCGCAAAAAUCUACACUCAAUAUACACAAACGAACGCACACAGUGCAAGGGCGUCCGUACCAAUGCAUGGAGUGCCCGGCGGCGUUCACUUGCAAGCCGUACCUGGAGAUACACAUGCGUACGCACACGGGGGAAAGGCCGUUCGAGUGCGAUGUCUGUUACAAACGCUUCACGCAGAAAUCCACGCUCAACAUUCACAAGCGAAUUCAUACCGGUGAACGCCCAUAUGCUUGUGAUAUUUGUCAGAAACGUUUUGCUGUAAAGAGCUACGUAACAGCGCACAGAUGGUCCCACGUGGCCGACAAGCCGCUGAACUGCGACCGGUGCUCGAUGUCGUUCACGUCGAAGUCCCAGUUCGCGCUGCACAUCCGCACGCACUCCACCGGCUCGUGCUACGAGUGCAGCGUCUGCGGACGCUCCUUCGUCAGGGACAGCUAUCUAAUAAGACACCACAACCGCGUCCACCGCGAGAACCACAGCAACGUGUCGGCGAACAGCAUCGGCACCAUCAACAGUGUUGCCACCAACACCAACAAUUCUAACAACAGCAACUUCGACUCCCCCGGCGUUUGUGACUUAAGACGCCAAUUUCUUUGCAGCUUUGUACCAAUGGUGAAUCGUUACAUGACAUCCCAAGGGACCCAAGUGUCCAUGCAAGACACGAGCAAAAUGUCAGCGAUGUCGCCACAGUCUAUUGCGUCUAUUUCGUCGCCCCCUCCUUCGCAUACCCCUACGCCGCAGCCCCAGAUGUCCGGUCAGCUGCAUCUCGCAGACUGAUCGCCAAGUUAGCUCUCGGUUGAACAGCAUGCAGCCAGAGUGCAAUAUUAUAUAUUUGGCAGCCAUCAACAAGAGCAGCUAUCAUUGAUAACGAUGUAAUCGAGCAGGAGACAGGCAGCUCCUCGCUAGGAUCGUCAGCAUGGACUCAUGCAGUCUUAUUUGUUUAUUAUAUUUGGAGUUAUUUAUUUAUACUGUUGAUUUGGUCGGGCGUGGUGUGAGCUAGAAGUGUCCGCGUGGACUGCAGAGCGCAGGAUCGAGUUGGUUUCGUUACGCUUGUGGAAUCCCUCGAGAACACCCGGUGGACAUCACAAUAGAGACGAGGAUGUAGUGAGUAGUCACGUAGCGGUACCGCCUAUGAUAAUAUAUGCAUUGUGAUUUAUACCUACAACUGUGAUUUAUCUAUACCAUCACAUGAUUAUAUUAAUUUCCGUGGUGGCGUUCAUAAAUCAAUACUUAAAAGUCUCAUCAUGAUAGUUUGUAGGCCUAAAAUUUUGAUCUCAUAUUCUAAUUUGCUUAGUGAUAAAUUUUGGAAUCGUAAAUGGUAAAUCUCCAACUUAAAAAAUUCUAAAUUUUAAUGUUCGUCAUUCGCUUAUCAUCGUCAUACCCAUCCUUCAUUAGUUGUAGAGAAAUGUAACAAUAUCUUAUUGCGAUGCUUUAACUUAGAACGUGUCAGUGUAUAUGGAAGUUCAGUAAUUUUAUAUAAAGCUGUUACCGACGAGUGGUAAUGUAUUUUGAUCGCUGAAGAAUAUAAAGGACUCUAGAUAAUACUCCUCAAGGCUAAUCCAUAAGAAUACUUUAAAUAAAAAUCAGGUUUCAUAUAAAAAAAUAAUAAUAAUAGUAAAUGAUAAGUACAAAUAAUAAUCCCAUAAACAAGCAGAGUCCUGAGAGGCAAUAUUGAAAGCUUCACAAAAUUAAUAACUUUUAAUAUGAUGUUUAUUGGAGAAAUCCAGAGAAGUGCCUGUUGCAACAUAAAAUUGGCAAUAUUUUUUAAACGUAUUACGUUCAGACUAAAGUUAUGUUCAGUGUUCAAUGUGUGGAGAGCGCGGUCACCGGCCGGAGUCCGCGCUGUGCGUCUCGCAGUAAUAGUGAGGCGUACUGGGUGUUAGGAGUCGUAGCUGUAUCUUGUGGGCGUUUCAUAAACAGAGAGCAUAAUUUGUGAAGCUUCUUACUAAAACUUUGUGUGCCUUCUAGCGGAUAGCGACAUUAGGCAAUAUCAAUCAUAACACCAUUGAUAAACUUCAUUUAUAUUUUUCAAAUUUCUGAUGAGAUUAAAUAUUCACUUUAAAGUGUAGUCAUCAUAAACAUUGUUACAUAAUUAUUUACCCAUUUAGGAUAUCGCAAUAUAUAUACAUAUAUAUGUAACAAACGUAUUUUGGCAAGAGGCAUAACUUUACUGUUUUUCGAAUAAUAGUAAUAAUGAAUAGUGUAUAGUGCAGUAGUCUUCCAAUACCUUGAGACAGUUCUUGCGCACUGAGUAGUGCAGCUAAAGUGUCCGCUGCGGGGGUUCCUUAUGGUUUGCCAUUAUUGAUAUCAAAGAUAGAUUGGUGCCAUUUCUAUGUAAAUGAUGUGGUAGAGUAAGUUUAGUUAAGUCUGCAGGUCAGGGUAGAACUGGAAAUAAAAUAUUGUAAGAGCUCUAAUAUGUAAUACAUAGUGUUAAACCGACAUUUAUACCUAUUGUUUUACAACUUCCCGUGUUGUUAAUUUUGAUGCAUUAUUUUAUUUCCAUGAUGUAUGUGUCCAUGUGCUGGUUCAGCAAAUGUAAAUAAAUAUUGGUAGUGUUUAUUUAUUCAAGUAUAUCGAGGUGAAAACCAUUCAAAAUUAUAAUAAGUGUAUGAUUUGUAGGAAUGUCUCAUUCUACGGUCAUACCAAAUAUCGAACUGAGAAUAUAAUUGGAAUUAAUGUUAGAUUUAGCGCAGAACUAUACUUUGGGUACUAUAAAGAUCAAAAUUUCUUGUAGAUGUACAUAAGUAUACAUAUAAUAAUAUAUACAUAUGAAUGUUGUUUGAUAGUCCUCAAUAUUUUUUUAUAUUUUGAUAGUUCUGUAUUUGAUGGAAACACGAAAAAAAUAGGCCAAUAUCUCAUUAUCAUUUUAAAAUAAUAAAUGUGUACACCGUAUGUUAAGAUAAAGUAAAAUAUGAUGAGGAUGCAUUUAGUUGCCCACAAAUCUAAGAGUAACAUCUAAACUUUUCCGUAUAUUAAUAAACUUUUAAACGUUUUUAGUAAGUUUCUUACCAAGCCAUUGAUAACAGUAUUAUUUAGACAAACUAGAACUUGGGUUUAAAGAGUAGUAUAAAUCUUUCAGCUACCAUUAUAAAAGAUCACCAUUGAAAUUUUAAAACCAUAGUUAUCAAUAGUUUGUAUGUAACAGCAUUGGUAGGGACGACAAGUAUUAGGUGCCUUCCAAUGCUGAUUACCUUAUAUAAUUAUAUUAUCCAUAGAUAUUAUUGAUGGAAAUAGAAACACCAACAUAGUGACCUAGUACAUAAAUACAUAUUUUAAAUAUAUUGAUGUCCCUCAGUUUUCCUAACGCUCGGCAAGGGUGAUUGUUUCUUUUUGAAUUCUAGGAUUAGUAAUAUAUUUUUGUUAUUAUUAUAUUAUGUUCACUGUCUUUAUGAUUGUUUUAUCUUUAUUAUUAUUGCAUUACCCUAUCGUUACUUCACCCUAGCCGAGUGAGCUGGCGAGUCGAGGACACGCGGUCCUUGUUAAUUACGAGAUGUACUCUGGAUUCUUAAUUCUACACGCAGAGUAUAAUUCAUAUAUUUAUAUUGAUAAGAGGAGAACUUUUCGGUGAAUAUGUUUCGUAAUAAAUAAGGACCCUAAAAAUAACCGUGAAGGCCACACUUUGCAACUGAUUUCUAAGAGCUGCUAAGUAUACGUUGGAUUUGCAAUUUGUGUGCCUUCGUUGGCAACUAUUUUACAUACCGAUGUUAGUUAACCUAUUUUAAGAAGUGAAUAAUGAUACCCUUGAAUUUACGUAAUUGUGAAAGUGGUGAUGAUUUGUUUCUCUUUGUCUACUUAUUUUUUUGAACCGUAGAAAAGACUGAGGAAUUCACAACGUUAAAAAGAAUACUCACGCGAUAAAAUUGGCAGUGUUGGUUUGUGUUGUUGUUAUUUUGUUGUUAACAUCGGAGUGGUUGUGGUUGACGGACCAACCAGUUUCUUUCUUUGUAAGCCGUUAUUGAAUUUUGGUUAGAGAAAAUCGUACAUAUCCUUCCCCGUGAAUGUAUAACGUAUACUUCCCUCGUCGAGGCGGACUACUAGUCUAGGGGGCCGCGAGCCGCCGACCACUUACACUAAACUUGAUCGUGGUAGUUUUAUGAAAUAACAGUGAGCCUUGUGUAAUCAUAAUGUCUAAGGUACAUAAAUAUUUAGUUGUAUUGUAUCGUUAGAUUUACGUGAACUUCCGCUUUGCCAACAUAUUGCGUUGCUUACAUUAUAAUCAUACGAGAGUACAGCCUAAGGAUUUUAACUUUUUUUAUAUACUGAGAGCUAUUUCUAAGUCACUGAUUUUAUACUAUUUCUAAUUAUACGCUAAACAAAAAAUAAAAGGCUAUGAGCCACACUUUACCAAGUUUUGGAGUAUUUUACAUCCCUUUGAGUGCAAUUUUUUAUUAAAAUUCAAAUACAAACAUCAUGGCAUGAUGAUAAUUUGUACGGUCAUUUAGUUAUAGCUCUUCAGAGUUUUAAUGACCAAUAUUUUAACUACAACCGUUUUUUCUUUAUUGUUAAAAUUUUUAGGCUAGUUUAUAUUUUAAAUAAGUUAGAUUUGUUAAUUGUGGUGUAUUACAUUUACAUUGCACGUGAUUAUAGCUCUCACAGCCUCCUUUACAGGUGAUUAUUUAGUUAUUUUUGUAGUCUGAAAUGAUUGUGAUAAAUUUAUUAUUAUAAUUAUAUUGGUUUGUUUUGUAGAACUGGAGUCUUUCAUAUUGUUUAUUGUUGAUACUUUGAGUAUACAAUCUGCAACGUGAUGUAGCGGUAGGGAGAGGCUGUUAGAGCGUUUAUGUAGUCAGCAUUAUAUAUAUGCUUUAAUGUGAUUUUUUAAAUGUACUCUUUAUUAUAGUCUCAUCAAUCAAUAUUAUAAUUAGCGAACUAACAAAAAACCUUUAAUUUUUUUCAGUUCAUAGUGAUUUAUAUUGAGAUCAAAAUAAAUACAGAGUUUAUAUUUUAAUUUUAUGAAAAAAAAAUAUACAUUGUAAAAUUAUUCUUUAGUGCUCAUUUUGCAGAGCUCUAUAAAAAAUGAAACUAUAUGAAUGCAAAAUAACAAGUCACGAUUCUUUUAGAAGUCGCCAUGUAGUGGAAAAAAAUAAACGUGCCAUGAUAUUUGUGGCUAUUUAUUUUGUUUAUUUUCAA